GCUACUUCUUCCGUGCUACUUCUUCCGUGCUACUUCUUCCGUGCUACAACCUCCUUUACGAACUUUCCACCUGCGGUCGCAUCUUAGUCCUCAAACCCCACAAGCUUCCCGCAAACCAUUUCCAGACCACGGUUGAUUACCACACAAAAGUUGGCAUAUAACGAUGCACUAGUCUCUCAAAACUCGAAUCAUUUGGGCCGCAUCUGGUCAUCAUUCGAUGAUAUGGAUGACAACGCGAAGACUCUCGCAAAGGAUCUCAUCGACCUACUCGGUCGUGUGAACAAGACUGGCCAGGUUGUUGAUGCGGAAGUCAGGAAGAGGUUCUGGGAUAAGUUUUGUUUCGCUGGAGGCUGGGAUUCAGACUGUACCAACAACCUCCCGGGGAAUAUCCCCAAGCGUCGAGCGGCCGAGAUCACGACACUGGUCGGCACCAUCAAGGCCGGCAUUCCAAUCACCAAGAAGGCGCUGGCGAAAGGCGGCCCUCGGGCGAACAGAGUCCCAGGCGCCACCGUUUAUUUGAAGCCCAACAUCAACCGGGAGGACGAAAAUGUCACCUUUUUCUGGUGCGAUAGUGCAGGAGGCGCCAUUAAUUCCAAGUUCGUUCACCUACGCCCCGGAUAUUCGAAAGCGCAUGCGAAGACUGACUCUGUGAUUCGCUGGGACGAAGCGGAGUACCAACGCAUCAACAACCAUAACAUUAGAUGGGUUGUUUACUGGGCUCGAGCCCGCCUGGUUCGAUGGAUGUUCGGCCACAUGCCCGUUGGCGCCACAGAUACGGAUGGCAACCGUCCGACGAUGGAGGACUGGAGCGCCGAGGAUCACACGAAGCUCGAGACGCUACGGACUUGCAAGAUGAUGCUCGAUGAGAUGAGACAGGUGGCGGCAGAUGUUGAUGCUAUCACGGGUAGCCGAAAGGCCGGCGAGGUCCGAAUUUGAGUCCAUAGGCAGAUAUGGCCGGCUUGAGGAAGAUGAGGGAGGGAAGAUGGCAUCUUUUUUUUGGUCCUCGAGUCCAAGAUAAUGAAAUGGAAAAACGAAUUCGUUGCCUCUUUCCUGGGUGAAACCAAAAUGGCAGGGUCGUGAAUACUGUGAAUGCAACUUCCCUCUGAAAAUGUACGAAUAAUAAC
Lasiosphaeria miniovina is the source of this 1124-nucleotide messenger RNA. RefSeq lists its product as uncharacterized. NCBI's taxonomy places the organism in Eukaryota, Fungi, Ascomycota, Sordariomycetes, Sordariales, Lasiosphaeriaceae. The transcript has a single exon. The coding region runs from base 223 to 936 and encodes 237 amino acids. The record is from RefSeq and is a predicted model, not a curated record.